AUGCUGUCAUUAGAAGUAAUUAGAAAUAUUAUCAAACAAAUUAAAGAAAACAUAUUUUAUGCCAUUUUAUUAGACAAAACUAGUGAUAUUACUGUCAAAGAACAAAUUUCAUUUUGUUUAAGAACAGUGGACAAAGAAUCAUUGGAAAUCGAAGAAUAUUUUAUGGAACAAUGUUUUGAUGGUGCUAGCAAUGUUUCUGAAAAUCAUAAAGGAUUACAAGCUAGAAUAAAAGAAAUUGAACCAAGAGCAUUGUUUGUUCACUGUCAAGCUCAUUCUUUAAAUCUUGUUACUCAAGAUAGUAUGCGAAAUGUAAAAAAUGCUAGAGACACACUAAAUUUUAUAAGAGAAUGA
This is a messenger RNA of Sipha flava (yellow sugarcane aphid), 351 nucleotides long. RefSeq names its product zinc finger MYM-type protein 6-like. Bases 1 to 351 code for a protein of 116 amino acids. Lineage: Eukaryota; Metazoa; Arthropoda; Insecta; Hemiptera; Aphididae. The record is from RefSeq and is a predicted model, not a curated record. The transcript has 2 exons.